AUGGUGGAGAGUAACGAUUUGGCGCUUCUCUCCAGGUUCAUAAGUCCAGCUGUGUGGAACAAUUGGCACAGAAUCAAACUUGGAAGUUUAGCGCUCAUCAAAAUCUUCUCUCGGAUCCCCAGAGGCAGCGGCGCUCAGAAGGAAUAUCCACCUAUAUGUACAGGGUUGCGCGCAAGUCAGAUGCUUGGCACUCAUGAUUCCCGCCAUCUCCCUGGAUACAUGACGAUAAAUAAGGUGAUGUCACUUGCGACAAACAGCACUCAAUUCAAUGCGUGCUUCUUUCUAGUUCGACUAGGUUUAUUGAAUAUUCACACAAUGUUUCUUCAUUAG
Messenger RNA from Ostertagia ostertagi, 330 nucleotides. The record is from the annotation of a GenBank genome assembly. NCBI's taxonomy places the organism in Eukaryota, Metazoa, Nematoda, Chromadorea, Rhabditida, Trichostrongylidae.